This is a messenger RNA of Echinococcus granulosus, 339 nucleotides long. RefSeq lists its product as hypothetical. The transcript has a single exon. NCBI's taxonomy places the organism in Eukaryota, Metazoa, Platyhelminthes, Cestoda, Cyclophyllidea, Taeniidae. The record is from RefSeq and is a predicted model, not a curated record. Bases 1 to 339 code for a protein of 112 amino acids.
AUGACUGUACAUUUUCAUUUGUCCUUAUUGCAGGGAAACGAUUUGGGGGCUGGAAGUUGUAGAUGUAAAGAGCCUUUAAUAGAAUGUUUAUUUUUCAGUCCUAUUUUGCUACUUCCUACUAUUUCCUGUACUGCAACUACAGAGAUGAUCUAUUCGUCCUCAACGUCAGUAGGGCAGUCAAAUUUACUAGCUCUUAAAUACAAAAUAACCUAUGACUCCCUUUAUCCAGCCAUCACAUCUGGUGAAUACUAUCAAAUGCAAGGUAUAACAUCAUUUUCUCUUGGUUGGCUAAGUCUGGAACGCUUGGGAUUAGAUCAAACACUAUCUGAUGGCCAAUAA